CAAUAUGUCUUGGAAAAAAAGACGCAUUUGAUUGGCUAUUGCAGGAAACGGCUAUUAGAGAAAAAAACAUACACAGAACUCUGCUGUGACUGUCUACCUCCUGACUCAUGCAGCCUGUGCCGUUUUAGGUUUAAUUACGCUGUUCUUUCUGUUGCCAUCACUUUAGUACCCAGCGAAGUCCAUCACCUUUUUGGAACCAAGGAACGUCACUCUAGAUUUUCAUCCAGGUUUGUUGAAAAAUCAUAAAAGCAGCUUGUACUCCUCCUUGCCUAUUCGUUCACACUCGGCUGCAGCGCAGGACUGUACAACUAUCAGCGAUCCACUAUGCCUAAAAAGAAGCCUGGUCCAAUAUUGCUGAAUCCCACCCCAAAUGGAUCAGCAGUGGACGGCACGAGCUCUGCAGAGACAAACCUCGAAGCCUUACAGAAAAAGCUAGAAGAGCUGGAACUAGAUGAGCAGCAACGGAAGCGGCUGGAAGCAUUCCUCACUCAAAAACAGAAAGUCGGGGAGCUCAAAGAUGAUGAUUUUGAAAAGAUUUGUGAGCUGGGUGCAGGGAAUGGGGGUGUGGUAUUCAAAGUAUCACAUAAACCUUCUGGACUUAUUAUGGCAAGAAAGUUAAUACAUCUGGAAAUCAAGCCUGCAAUUCGAAACCAGAUUAUUCGAGAGCUGCAGGUUCUGCAUGAGUGCAAUUCUCCCUACAUCGUUGGAUUUUAUGGUGCUUUCUACAGUGACGGAGAAAUCAGUAUUUGCAUGGAACAUAUGGAUGGUGGAUCUUUGGAUCAGGUGUUGAAGAAAGCUGGAAGAAUCCCAGAGCAGAUUUUAGGGAAAGUUAGCAUAGCGGUGAUAAAAGGGCUGACAUACCUCAGAGAGAAACACAAGAUAAUGCACAGAGAUGUUAAGCCAUCUAACAUUUUAGUAAACUCUCGAGGAGAAAUCAAGCUUUGCGAUUUUGGUGUUAGUGGGCAGUUAAUAGAUUCCAUGGCAAACUCCUUUGUUGGUACAAGGUCCUAUAUGUCACCUGAAAGACUUCAAGGAACACAUUAUUCAGUUCAGUCUGAUAUUUGGAGCAUGGGUCUUUCACUUGUAGAGAUGGCUAUUGGUAGAUACCCUAUUCCCCCACCUGAUGCCAGAGAGCUGGAGCAAAUCUUCGGCUGUCAUGUAGAGGGAGACUCAAUUUCUUCUGAACAUUCCCCAAGAUCCAGAACUCCUGGACGUCCACUUAGCUCUUAUGGUCUAGACAACAGGCCCUCAAUGGCCAUAUUUGAGCUACUGGAUUACAUUGUAAAUGAGCCACCUCCUAAGUUGCCCAGUGGUGUUUUUAGUCCUGAAUUUCAAGAUUUUGUUAACAAGUGCUUAAUAAAGAACCCGGCGGACAGGGCAGACCUGAAGCAACUCAUGACCCAUUCUUUCAUCAAAAUGUCUGAGGCAGAGGAAGUGGAUUUUGCAGGAUGGCUUUGUAUGACCAUAGGGCUAAAUCAACCAAGCACUCCAACUCACACUGCUGGAGUAUGAGAAUUCAGCAAACCAUGCGUCUUCAUUUUACUGUUUCCUAUAUUCUCUGAACAAGACUGGUUUAAAUUCAGUCCACGGCUCUAUAUCUUAUUAAUGUUAACUUCUUUAAAUGUACUCAAGGAAAGUGUAUUGUAUAGCAUAUGCUACCUAGCCACACUUCCCAAAGGCAUUUUUAUGUACUUAAAGCAUUUGGUGUAGGCAUUAAUAUUUUUAUUCAUUUCAAAUCAAGAAUUAUUGCUUUUUUGAGAGUUUAUGAUGCAAACUCUGAGCUGUCGUGUAACUGUUUCCUCCCUACCCCCUCCACACACACAAAGUUAUCCAGGUCGUCUGCUGUAUCAAGUGUAUAAAAUUGAAAACAUUUGCUUAAACAGCAGUGAACUCUGAAUCAUGAUUUUACCUGGGGGCACACUGUAUGGUCAAUUAGGGUGCAUGAUUAUCGCCAUGUCAUUGUUAGUGCAUAUUUAUCUCAGUACUGCCUUUUGGUAAUAAUUAUCACUGGUGGUUAUAUUUGUUGUUCUAUGUUAUCCUGUAUCCUAUAACAGGCAAUAUAUGUUACUUGGAGCUAGAAAGGAUGCACUCCUAUUACCUGGUAAGGGUGAUAUAGCCAUAAUCUAAGCUGCUCAUUGCAGCAUGAUAGAUCCUUUCUAUGACUCGUUCAUCUUAGUUUUCAGUAGUUGGGUUACCACUUGUCCUAUUGCACUUAUCCCCUCACCAAAAAAAUUAAUACUGUAUACCUCAGCCAUUAAUUUGCUGCAUAAUCUACUAUUGUAUCCAUAUAAGCUGUUCAAGAUUCUGUGUUUUUUUGUCCUGUUUUUCUUCAUUUCAUUCUGACAGUUCAAAGUGCUAGCAUUUCAACAUAACUGUUACGUGCCAUAACAGAUGGAGCAGAGCAUUGAAGCAAAUGCCAUGACCUACUUUUAAGCAGUUUUGUUCAUCAAGCAUAUAAGAAUCACAAGUAUUUCAGAUUAUUUUUAAAUACAUUUCAUAUAUUUGUACUUCAGAAUUUGCUAUAUUAUUCAUGGUUACAAGUGAACAAAUACCUUCCUUUGUAUUCAUCUAAGAAUAUAUUGUAAAAAUAAGUUGUUUAUAGUGUGAAUGUGUAUAUGGCCAUAUGUCCUUUUAUUGCUGUAGAUGUUAAACAUAUGUAUCAAUAAACCCAGUUACAAAA
Messenger RNA from Protopterus annectens (West African lungfish), 2680 nucleotides. It is a transcript of the gene MAP2K1, whose product is annotated as mitogen-activated protein kinase kinase 1. The transcript is spliced from 11 exons. The record is from RefSeq and is a predicted model, not a curated record. Lineage: Eukaryota; Metazoa; Chordata; Ceratodontiformes; Protopteridae. Gene Ontology annotation, biological process: protein phosphorylation. Bases 325 to 1512 code for a protein of 395 amino acids. Gene Ontology annotation, molecular function: protein kinase activity; ATP binding.